This is a messenger RNA of Ictalurus punctatus (channel catfish), 402 nucleotides long. RefSeq lists its product as uncharacterized. The record is from RefSeq and is a predicted model, not a curated record. The transcript is spliced from 2 exons. NCBI's taxonomy places the organism in Eukaryota, Metazoa, Chordata, Actinopteri, Siluriformes, Ictaluridae. The coding region runs from base 1 to 375 and encodes 124 amino acids.
AUGGCUGAACUCUCAAGCCCAACAACACCAAGCCUCACUGAGUCUCCGCUGCCAGAGCCACCAACCGCUGAGCCACCAACCGGAGAGCCAUCAACCGGAGAGCCAUCAACUGCAGAGCCACCAACCUCUGAGCCACCAACCGCAGAGCCACCAACCGCAGAGCCACCAACCUCUGAGCCUCCAACCGGAGAGCCACCAACCGCUGAGCCACCCACCGCAGAGCCACCAACCUCUGAGCCACCAACCUCUGAGUCACCAACCGCUGAGCCACCCACCGCUAAGCCACCAACCUCUGAGCCACCAACUUCAACUGCAGAGCCCCCAACUGCUGAGCCACCAACCGCUGAGCCACCAAACGCUGAGCCACCAUCCUGAGAGCCACCAACCACUGAGCCACCAACC